AUGGUCUCCGAGCUGAAAGCAGCUCAGGUCGAGGAACUUUCCACCCUCCGGACGACCCAAUUGGAGGAGCUCGCCAACAUGGAAGUCCAGUGGACCGCUCAAGUCUCAGAUCUGAAGUCCUACCACGCGGAAGAGAUCAGAAGCUUGAGGCACAACAUUGAGGAAACCACUCGGCGAAGUCAAAGGAUGCUGCUCGAGCGAGAUGAUGCCAGAGAGCAGCUUCUUGCAAGACAACGAGAGGGCGCUCGGGUGCAGCAACAAUGUGCUGAUGCUCGACAUGAGGUGCUCGAGCUCUCUGUCCAAGUGAGAUCGAGCACGCCAUAUACAGCCACCCCUGCCCGACAUUUGAGUCGCUCACUCUCUGCUUCGUUCCUGGAUUCACCGAUUUACAAUAUAUCCAUCCAGGAUGCUCGACAAAUAGAUGCUGAGAUGUUGGACUUGAGGCACCGGUGCAAGGACCUGGAACGACUGUGCUCCAGGAUGCACAGCCUGUUGGAGCGCGGGCAGGAGGCUUGCGAGCGAUGGCGAAGGGCCGGAAUUAGUGCAGCUUUGGAGCGCCUUGAAGAUGGACACCACGCGGCUCCUGUGCCGCCUUUCGAGCUUGGGGAAGUGGACGCCUGA
Molecule: messenger RNA, 621 nt
Organism: Durusdinium trenchii
Lineage: Eukaryota; Dinophyceae; Suessiales; Symbiodiniaceae
Source: the annotation of a GenBank genome assembly